UUAUAGAAACAAUCCAAUCCAAUCCAAAUUAACCCAACAAAUGUAAAAACAUGAAGAAGCAGGUUAGUGCACUGGCAAUUUGCAUUGAGUCGAGCGAGAGAGAGAGAGAGAGAGAGAGAGAGAGAGUGUUAAAACAGUGUACUAAUCGCUCGUUCGUAGACUCGGGCAGUGGAAGGAAGGAAAGGUUGUCCCGACCCGACGCACAAACUAAAGAGAACAGAGGAAGACCCACCCGACAGGCGACAUUUAUAUUUAGAGUUGUUAUAAAAUGGCUGCUGCCGCUCUCAAUGCAAUUUGCUUCAAGACCAAUUACAAUAUCCAACAACGCCCUUCUUCGUCUUUCAUUUCUUGGACCAACAAAUCAAUCAACUAUAAGCCCCCCAUGGCUGCUCUAGCAACUGCUCCUACUGUUGGACUCUCCGAAACUUUCUCCAGAUUGAAGCAACGGGGGAAAGUGGCGUUGAUUCCGUACAUUACAGCUGGUGAUCCUGACCUUUCAACCACAGCUGAAGCGCUGAAAAUUCUCGACUCAUGUGGCUCAGACAUUAUAGAAUUAGGGGUGCCUUACUCAGACCCUUUGGCUGAUGGUCCUGUUAUCCAGGAUGCCGCCUCACGGUCAUUAGCCAGAGGAACCAACUUUGAUAAAAUCAUUGCAAUGUUGAAGGAAGUGGUUCCUCAGUUAUCUUGUCCAAUUGCACUAUUCUCAUAUUAUAACCCAAUACUCAAGCGUGGUGUGGAGAAAUUCAUGACGACUUUGAAAGAUACUGGUAUUCAUGGACUUGUAGUCCCGGAUGUCCCUCUUGAGGAGACUGAGAUACUAAGAAAGGAAGCUAGUAACAAUAAUAUAGAACUGGUGCUGCUUACGACGCCCACUACUCCAACGGCACGAAUGAAAACCAUUGUUGAGGCUUCAGAAGGAUUUGUCUAUCUUGUGAGCUCUGUCGGAGUAACAGGAGCAAGAGCAUCUGUCAGUGAAAAGGUUCAAUCUCUUCUAAAGGAAAUUAAAGAGGCAACAAACAAGCCGGUGGCAGUUGGUUUUGGCAUAUCAAAACCUGAGCAUGCCAAACAGGUAGCCGAAUGGGGAGCAGAUGGUGUCAUUGUUGGUAGUGCCAUUGUAAAGCUAUUGGGUGAAGCAAAAUCGCCUGACGAAGGCCUAAAGGAACUCGAGACGUUCACCAAAACCUUAAAAUCUGCAUUAUUGUGAUGCACUGUUUUAUUGUAGUCUAGUCCCUUAUUCUGAAGAACUGGCUUUAGGAUGCUACAAAACUCUUCUAACUUUGAGCUGAAAUUUUUGUUCUAGGUAGCUGCUCAGGUCAUGAACAUCUUGAAUCCAUUUCAUGUUAUUUGAUUUCCUUGUGAUCAAUAUUUACUGCUACACCAACAUGGUGUUUGUAUUUAUUCACUUCCAUAGUUGUAAGCUGAACAAAGGACUAUCAAGACGGUAACUUGUUGUAUUUCAUUUUA
Sesamum indicum (sesame) is the source of this 1464-nucleotide messenger RNA. Its product is annotated as tryptophan synthase alpha chain. The record is from RefSeq and is a predicted model, not a curated record. Lineage: Eukaryota; Viridiplantae; Streptophyta; Magnoliopsida; Lamiales; Pedaliaceae. Gene Ontology annotation, cellular component: cytosol; chloroplast. Gene Ontology annotation, molecular function: tryptophan synthase activity. Gene Ontology annotation, biological process: L-tryptophan biosynthetic process.